GAGCCGACGAUCCUGGCUUCCGCCUUGCAAGCCACCGGUGCUCGGUGGUCGGCGCAGCAUGCUGAGGCAACUGCCUUGAGGCAUCGCUUGGAGGUCUUGGCGAGAAAUCUAGAUUCUGGUGAAGGUGAGGAAGUCGACAAAGACUGGGUUCAUCGCUUCGUAACCUCGCAUCAGCGGCUUGUAGAGCUUGGCUGCAGAUUAGAGGCGGGCUUUGUGGACAUCGACGCAGAGCUUCGGCGACUACAGGCUGUCCUUGGUCAUGCCCGAGUUCUUGGUGCACUCGCAGGGAGUGGGGAGAACGGCCCAGGUUCCCGGGCAGCACUGCCAAGUGGCGCGGCAGUCUUUCACUUCGGGCAAACGCCGGAGGACGAUGCCGAUGAGGGGCAUGAAGCUCAAGCUGCCAAG
Molecule: messenger RNA, 405 nt
Organism: Symbiodinium necroappetens
Lineage: Eukaryota; Dinophyceae; Suessiales; Symbiodiniaceae
Source: the annotation of a GenBank genome assembly